Molecule: messenger RNA, 1272 nt
Organism: Cotesia congregata
Lineage: Eukaryota; Metazoa; Arthropoda; Insecta; Hymenoptera; Braconidae
Source: the annotation of a GenBank genome assembly
GGGUUUUAUUCUACCAUGUCCCGGUCGACUGCCAGGAUAUCAUCGUGGUUCACUAUUAUUCAACUUCUCGUGGCGGAAAGUCAACAGUGGUCCAUGUUCAAUAUGUGGCCUGGCUUUGGGCAAUCUCCGCUCGAGUGGAGCAACCAUCAAAAUAUUCAGAACCAACAAAUUCAGCCCAGAGUUCUAAACUUUUUCCCCGUUCCCGUGGAAGAAGAAUGCCGCUCGGAGGAUCAACGCCGACGUGGAAUAUGCAUGAACACCUACGAGUGUCGAAUCCAACAAGGCAAAUCACACGGACCAUGUGCUCUCGGUUUUGUUACAACAGGCUGCGGGGGCGAGGUGAUUAACAACUUGACGUAUGUGGUGAGUCCUGGGUUUCCAAAUCUGGUCGAUCAGCCUUUGAAUUGUUCAGUGGUCAUCAGAAAAAUCGAGUCUCAAGUCAGUCAGAUGAGAAUUGACUUUAUUCACUUUAAUAUUGGUCAACCGAAUCUACGGACUGGCGUUUGCGACGAGGACGUUAUGGAGAUCACCAGCGAUGUGCGGACAUUCCAGCUGUGCGGUUGGAAUAGCGGCCAGCAUAUGUACGUGGACGUAACCGACGGCCCGGUGACCCUAAAUCUGAGGCUGCCACGGAAUCUUCAAUCACGUAUGUGGGAGAUGUCCAUAACGCAAUUGCCAUUCGAGCAGCGAGCACCGGCAGGUUGUCUCCAGUAUUUCACCGAGCCUAGAGGUACCGUGAAAACCCUGAAUUACUUGCCGAACGGGCGGUACCUGGCCAACCAGGACUACCUAAUUUGCAUGCGCCAGGAAAAAGGCUCAUGCAGCAUCGCCUAUUUUCCAUGCUCCAAUGACUCAUUCCGGAUUGGUCCUUCGAGGUUUCGCCGGCAAACUACGAUGGAUAACUCCACUGGAACUGGUGCCGCCGAUCAAGCCUCUCUGGAUGAUGAAGGAUCCGGAACGGGACCCGUUGAUGACGCUAUUGUUGACGCAGCUCCAAUACGUCGGUGCGUCGACCGAAUUCUCAUUCCCUGUGAUUUCGAGGAAUUCAUUACGCCGGGGAACGACGGCGCUGGAAUAUGCGAUAUGGAGCAUUGCGGAACUUCUCUGUGUAUGACGAGUGAAUUUGAUGCUGACGGUAAUUGCCGAGUUGAAACAUCAGCCACUCCAUUUAACAUCAGGGUGGCGUUUGGGAUGGGUGAUCAAAACAACACGUAUCCUGUUGACAUGACGGGCAUGUGUCUCAACUAUGAACAGCUUGAAUGUGCUUCGUAA